Molecule: messenger RNA, 3484 nt
Organism: Pungitius pungitius (ninespine stickleback)
Lineage: Eukaryota; Metazoa; Chordata; Actinopteri; Perciformes; Gasterosteidae
Gene: wdr44
Product: WD repeat domain 44
Exons: 20
Coding region: 478-3165 (895 amino acids)
Molecular function (GO): protein binding
Source: RefSeq, a predicted model, not a curated record
GAGCCCGGGCCCCGCCCUUUGACUCACCUCGUUCGUCAGAUGUGGGUUUUUUUUGUGUUACUGGUUUGUUUAUGACGCGGCUCACUGGCUCCGUUAGCCUGACAGCUGACCCAGGAGUAUGCUGUUGUAAAAACGCACCGAUCGAUGUCCGAUUUUCACGGAAGACACCGCGCUGCGAACCAAAGAUUUAUAAGAGGGUAGAAAAGCUAGUUAGCAAUAGGCGUCGGUGAGUCGGGUGACCAGAUUACAGCUGUUAGCCUAGCAUUUGGCUCAUCUGUAAACGUUAUGGAGUAGGGCUGGACAGGAAAGCGGUUGACGAAGCCUGUGCAGAAGUAUUUCAACUAUAACAAAGAUAAAGAAAGGGCGGUGCAUAGAGGAACAAGUCUAUGCGUGUAAGACCUGCAUUCGCGGGUUAGGCUUUUAGACAGCUGCCUGCCGACUGAAAUUGACUAGCUCGUGAGCUAAAUUCAUGUUAGCAUGGCGUCAGACACAAGUGACACCGAGGAAUUCUAUGAUGCUCCCGAAGACGUUAAUUUGACUCCAUCUCCUAAAGUGUCACCCACAAAGUCGGCCAUUCCUUUUCCUCAGUUUUCACAGAGGUCAGUAAACGCUGCGCAAGAUGUGAGCUGCGGGGAGGCGACGUCCGAGACGCCGCGCGAAGAUUCCCUACUGAUCAUUGAUAGCAUCAUUGAGGAGAGUCAAAAGGGAAGCGCGGGUGAGGUCGGUGAGGAGGGCCAGCUGUUCGAGCCGCUGCGCGACGGCGCGGGAGCCGAACCGGAGGCGGAGGAAGGGAAUGACGCCCAGGAGCUUCCCGCGGAGCCGGCGGCCCCCCCCCAGGUGGCCGAGAGGCCGGCGGUGUGCUCUCCGCCGGCCUCCGAGCCGCCGGCCGGGCCCCGAGAAGGCGUCCAGCCCCCGGACAUCACCAGCGCCGUAGGGCUCGCUGCGCUGGACGGGGCUGCCGUGGUCGCCGAGCACGGGAUGCGGGGGCAGAGGCCCGCGGACAUCUUGGACCAGGUUCUGUUCGCCGACCGGCCGGCCGACUCUGACUCCUCCUCCUCCUCCGGGCCCACCAAGCCCCCGCGGCAGAUCACUGUGGAACCAGACAUUGUAGCAAGCACCAAGAAGCCUCCUCCCUCGCGCCCGCCCCCUCCCGGCGGAGGCCCCCCGCCGAGGCCGCCUCCGCCGUUUUGGCCGAGUCUGCCUUCCAAGAAGUCUCAGGAGUGUCUGCGGCCGAGCGGACUGGAAGUGUCGGCGGUCGGCGGCGACGAUCUGGAGCUCUCAGGCCUGGUGUCCCCCAGCAGCACAGUGAGGAGUCUAACCAAAGAGCUGCAGCAUUCCUUGGAUCUGGCCAGCGCCACCAGUGGGGACAAAGUGGUGACGGCGCAGGAAAAUGAGGACGGACGGACGUCCUCUCAGGGCGGAGAACAAACUCCGGGGCCCCAGCGUCCACGUUCCGACUCUGGCAGGGAGCUGACGGAUGAAGAAAUACUGGCCAGUGUGAUGAUCAAGAAUUUGGACACGGGGGAAGAGAUCCCUCUGAUCCAGGCCGAAGAGAAGCUCCCUGCGGGGAUCAACCCGCUCACCCUGCACAUCAUGAGGAGGACCAAGGAGUACAUCACGAACGACGCAGCGCAGUCCGAUGACGACGACAAGGCUCAGGCUCCCCUGGCAGACACGGACGGAGGGAAACUGAAACAGAAAACAACGCAGUUCAAAAAAUUUCUGGGCAAGUCCGUUAAGAAGGCCAAGCAUCUCGCUGACGAGUACGGAGCCAAGGCAGUGAACAAAGUGAAGAGUGUGCGAGAUGAAGUGUUCCACACAGAUCAGGACGAUCCGUCGUCGAGUGAUGACGAGGGCAUGCCCUACACCAGGCCCGCCAAGUUCAAGGCGGCGCACAGCUUCAAGGGCCCCUUCGACUUCGACCAGAUCAAAGUCGUGCAGGACCUGAGCGGCGAGCACAUGGGGGCCGUUUGGACCAUGAAGUUCUCCCACUGCGGGAGGUUGCUGGCGUCUGCGGGCCAGGACAACGUGGUCCGCAUCUGGGUCCUGAAGGCUGCCUUCGACUACUUCAAUAACAUGAGGAUGAAGUACAACACGGAAGGACGAGUUUCACCGUCUCCUUCUCAGGAAAGCUUGUGCUCCUCGAAGUCAGACGACCACGCGGCGAGUUGUGCUCCAGAGGACCCCGACACGGAAGACAGGACCGCCCCCUUCCGACAGGUCCCCUUCUGCAAGUAUAAAGGUCACACCGCUGAUCUGCUGGACUUGUCCUGGUCGAAGAACUUCUUCCUCCUCUCCUCGUCCAUGGACAAGACGGUCCGACUGUGGCACAUAUCCAGGCGAGAGUGCCUCUGCUGCUUUCAGCACAUCGAUUUUGUCACAGCCAUUGCUUUCCAUCCCAGAGACGACCGAUACUUCCUGAGUGGCUCUCUGGAUGGAAAGCUGCGGCUCUGGAACAUUCCCGACAAGAAGGUGGCGCUGUGGAACGAGGUGGACGGCCAGACGCGCCUCAUCACGGCGGCCAACUUCUGCCAAAACGGGAAGUACGCCGUCAUCGGCACCUACGACGGCCGCUGCAUCUUCUACGACACGGAGCGUCUGAAAUACCACACUCAAAUCCACGUGAGGUCCACCAGAGGCAGGAACAAAGUCGGCCGAAAGAUCACCGGCAUCGAACCCCUGCCCGGAGAGAAUAAGAUUUUGGUGACCUCGAAUGAUUCCCGCAUUCGCCUUUAUGACCUGAGGGACUUGUCUUUAUCCAUGAAGUACAAAGGCUACGUGAACAGCAGCAGCCAGAUCAAGGCGAGCUUCAGUCACGACUACUCCUUCAUAGUCAGCGGCUCGGAGGACAAGUACGUGUACAUCUGGAGCACUUACCACGACCUGAGCAAAUUCACCUCGGUGCGUCGGGACCGCAACGACUUCUGGGAAGGAAUUAAAGCACACAACGCAGUGGUCACCUCGGCCAUUUUCGCACCGCACCCGGGCCUCAUCGUUCCACCAGAAGCCGGAGCAGACAAACCGGAAGCCGAGAGCAAGAGCCUGGACUCCACCGACUCCGAGACGAUACCCUCGGGAGCCCUGAAGACGGAUCACACGGAGGUUCUGCUCUCGGCUGACUUCACCGGAGCCAUCAAGGUUUUCAUCAACGUCAAAAAGUACUGAGCACUUGCGAGAGGUUUUCACCGCUCCCCACUCGGACAGCUAAAGGUCACCGCUGCAGCCCCUUCGGGGGGGGGGGGGGGGGAACAGGGACCCGAGAGUGGACGAUGUGGAAUUGACUGUUUAAUACAGACACGGUGGGAUUCACGGUCACGUUUCAUUAUUUUUUUUUUUUUUUAAAUCUUUAAUACCAAGCUACUGUGAACGGUUUGGCGUUAAGAAAAACCAAGAAAGGAGCCAGAAACACUGAGACGGUGCUCAUUUUCAGCCGUGGGGGUCAAAGUUGAGUCAAGCCAAGAUGCUAUUCUGUAGUACACAGCCA